Messenger RNA from Fragaria vesca subsp. vesca, 656 nucleotides. RefSeq lists its product as uncharacterized. The record is from RefSeq and is a predicted model, not a curated record. The coding region runs from base 161 to 550 and encodes 129 amino acids. Lineage: Eukaryota; Viridiplantae; Streptophyta; Magnoliopsida; Rosales; Rosaceae. The transcript has 3 exons.
AAAAUAUCCAAUCCAUCCAUCAACACACCCAGUCUUCAAUUGCAAAUCAGAGCAGAGCCUCAGUCUCACUUCCGCUCCUGCUCCCAGGUUUGUUCGGAAAAAACUUUGAAGGCUCUUAUAGUGAAGAGAGCUGCAACACAGAACUUCAAUUUGAUCCAACAUGGAGUGCAAGCAAGAUAAAGUUCUGCAUGAUAUGGAUGAAAACCAGAAAAUGAAUGAAGAAGGUGUAACACAUCAAAUUCCUGAUUUGAACCCGUUCUCAAGUUCUCCAGAUCCUAAAGUGCAAGCUAAUACAGUUGAUUGGGGAGGUGGAAAAGAUAUUGUACCUUCUGACGAUAUAGAUGCGUCUGGUGAAGUAAACAUGGAGGCAUCAAUAACAUCUGAUGAUGUUAUACGGGCUGGAGGCUUUGGUGCUAGAGAUGAUAUAAGUAGUUUUCUUCCUGUCGCAAGUGAUUCUACUGAUUUUGAAGCUACGAUACGUGAUGCUCGAGACUAUGAAGAACCACAGGGAGAUAUCUGUAGACCAGGUCUAGGCUGGACAAAAAGCUAGAUGAACAAGAUAAUCAUGUUGUUGCUGGUUGCUACCAGCCUAUCAUACAUGUAAGUUUUGUUGUACAUUAUAUGUUACUACUUUUUUGUUCUUCAAGUUUUAUGGA